Messenger RNA from Grus americana (Whooping crane), 2479 nucleotides. It is a transcript of the gene TBC1D19, whose product is annotated as TBC1 domain family member 19. The record is from RefSeq and is a predicted model, not a curated record. The transcript is spliced from 21 exons. NCBI's taxonomy places the organism in Eukaryota, Metazoa, Chordata, Aves, Gruiformes, Gruidae. Bases 730 to 2052 code for a protein of 440 amino acids.
AGACGGGCCCGCCGCUGGCCAAGGCCAAGCCAAUCAGCACCUCUGUGAUAACAUAUUUAAGAAGUAGAAAAACACUUAGAGGGAGAGCUUUUGCAGCCGGAGAGAGGAGUGAGAAGAUGUAAGAAACUCUGCAGACACCAAGGUCAGUGCAGAUGGAGGGGGAGGAGGAGCUCCAGGCGCCGGAGCAGAGAUCCCCCUGCAGCCCGUGGUGAAGGCCAUGGUGAAGCAGGCUGUCCCCCUGCAGCCCAUGGAGGAAGGAUGAGGGGGUGUAGCGAUUCCACCUGCAGCCCGUGGAAGACCCCACGCCGGAGCAGGUGGAGGCACCUGAAGGAGGCUGUGGCCUGUGGGAAGCCCACGCUGGAGCAAGUUCCUGGCCGGACCGGUGGACCCGUGAAGAGGGGAGCCCAUGCCAGGGCAGGUUUGCUGGGAGGACUUGUGGCCCCGUGGGGGACCCCACGCUGGAGCAGUUUGCUCCUGAAGGUCUGCACCCCGUGAGAGGGACUCCAUGCUGGAGCAGGGGAACGAUGAGAGGAGUCCUUCCCCUGAGGAUGAAGAAGCGGCAGAAACACCGUUAGCCUACACAAACCAGAAAUUAAACUAGAAUCUCUAAAAGAAGAUAUUAAGGAUUUUCUGAAGACGUCAGGUUGGGAAAAGAAGCUUCAGAAUGCUGUUUAUAGUGAACUCAAUGUGUUUCCUUCGCCCUGUCAUCCUGCAGCGCCGCCUGAGCAUAUGAAAGAACCAUUAGCUUAUAUGAGAAAAGCACAGGGAAGCUGGGAGAAGCGAAUUCUAAAAAGUCUGAACAGCAUGUGCACAGAACUCAGCAUCCCACUAGCACAGAAGAGGCCUGUAAGUGAACAGAAAGAACUGCUUAAUAAAUGGAAUGAAAUGGGAACUGAUGAGCCAGAUCUAAGUCUCUUCCGGCCUGUUUAUGCACCUAAAGAUUUUCUUGAGGUACUGAUGAAUCUUCGAAACCCAAAUUAUGAAAAUGGAGAACAGCCAAGUUUCAGAAAUCAUCUGGGGCUAAUUCAGGUUCCUCUAAAAGUUAAAGAUAUUCCAGAACUGAAAGAAGACUUCAGUGAACUAGGCUUAAAUAUAGGACAACUGGGUAUUGAUGAUUCAGCACAAGUGCCUCCUGAGUUCUUUGAAAAUGAACAUGUACGUGUUGGACAGAAAGUUUUAGCAGAGCAAGAUAGUGCUGCAGCUCAACAAUAUGUUCGUCAGGGAUGUCCAACAGCACUCCGAGCUGAUCUGUGGGCCCUCAUUCUCAAUAUUUCUAAUCAGCCAGAGGAUAUCUUGUAUUAUGAACAGCUUAAGUCAAAUGUGAUUCAGCAUGACCUUUUAGUGGACAGCCUGAUUUACAAAGAUGUAAAGCUCACAGCAAGCAAUGAUGACUACUAUUUUGUAUUUGAGGAUUAUUUAUAUCAGGUAUUACUCUGUUUUUCCCGAGAUACCUCUGUACUGGAGCACUUUACUUACAGUAGUGCCACCCCACCCAAAUCAUAUAUACGAGGAAAACUUGGAAUGGAAGAAUAUGCUGUUUUCUAUCCUCCAAAUGGUGUAAUUCCUUUUCACGGCUUUUCUAUGUAUGUUGCUCCACUUUGUUUUCUGUACCAUGAACCUUCCAAAUUGUAUCAGAUAUUUCGUGAGAUGUAUGUGCGUUUUUUCUUCAGACUCCAUUCCAUCUCUUCACAUCCCUCUGGCAUCGUAUCAUUGUGUUUGCUGUUUGAGACUCUUCUACAAACCCAUCUGCCCCAGCUCUUUUAUCACCUUCGAGAAAUUGGGGCUCAGCCGCUACGAAUUUCAUUUAAAUGGAUGGUACGAGCAUUUUCUGGUUAUUUAGCUACAGAUCAGCUCUUGCUUCUGUGGGACAGAAUCCUGGGAUACAACUCUCUAGAAAUUCUUGCUGUCCUGGCAGCUGCUGUGUUUGCUUUCCGAGCAGUCAACCUGAUGGAGGUGACAUCACUGGCUGCAGCUGAAGCUGUACUUGCUGACCUUUCAACUCUGAAAGUUAUGCCUCUUCUUCAAAUCUUCUUGUUUGCUACUGUUACUUGAUCUGCUUCAACAAUAUUGGUACCACAAUUCCAAUCUUUCCUGAGAAGCUAAUCAACUAUGCAAUGUCUGCAUAAAACCAAAAUUAAACUGUAUGUUUAAUAUUAAUUUAGAAAUCAUGACCUUAAAAUUUUCUAACUGAAAACAGUAACUUUGCACACGAGUGUGUGCAGUGCAUGCUACUGAAUUUCACCGUAACAGCAAUGGUUACUGUUUGUACAUUGAGAAUGACUACUUGUGCAAAUAAACAAUAUGAAUCAGUGUCUAAAAUGCAUGUAAUCUUAAAUUAAAUAAAGUAAAUGUAAUUUGUGGUCUGAGUUUUGUGAUGUCAGUGUUGGAGUUGUAAAAGCUCUCUUUUAAUAUGAAAUUACUUUUUCAAGCUCACAGCUUAGAGGAUAUCAGCUCAAAUACUGUCAACUGAGAAAAUAAA